CCGGAAGCAGCGUGGCUUCCGGUCGGGCCCGCGGAUUCCCGGCGGCUGAGGCGGCUCCCUCCCGCCCUCGAGUUUCUGAGACAAUGUUUUAUCACAUCUCCCUGGAGCACGAGAUCCUGCUGCACCCGCGCUACUUCGGGCCGAACCUGCUCAACACGGUCAAGCAGAAGCUGUUCACCGAGGUGGAGGGCACGUGCACGGGCAAGUAUGGCUUCGUGAUUGCCGUCACCACCAUCGACAACAUUGGGGCCGGGGUAAUCCAGCCUGGGCGAGGCUUUGUGCUGUAUCCUGUCAAGUAUAAAGCCAUCGUCUUCCGUCCCUUCAAGGGCGAGGUUGUAGAUGCUGUUGUCACCCAGGUCAAUAAGGUGGGACUCUUCACAGAGAUUGGACCCAUGUCUUGCUUCAUCUCUCGCCACUCCAUCCCCUCGGAGAUGGAAUUUGAUCCCAACUCUAACCCUCCAUGUUACAAAACAGUGGAUGAGGACAUCGUGAUUCAGCAGGACGAUGAGAUCCGCCUGAAGAUUGUGGGAACCCGGGUGGAUAAGAACGAUAUUUUUGCUAUUGGCUCCCUGAUGGACGACUACCUGGGGCUUGUAAGCUGAGUGGAGAGAUCCUUGUGCACAUUAAUUUUGGUCUUCAGCGAGGCGUGACAGGCCUGGGCCCUGCUGCUCUCUGGAAGCCACAGGGAAGAAGGUUCUUUGUCUCUGGGAGACUUCUGGCCUCUUCUGAUUCUUUUCAGAUGGGCAUUAACCUCUUGUAACUCAGAUAAGGGCUCUUGGUUCUCAGGGCAGCCUGGAGCCUGUUGCCCUGGAUGGAAAUGGGCAGUUAAUAAAUGUCACAUUCUGUCAAUUC
Vombatus ursinus (common wombat) is the source of this 852-nucleotide messenger RNA. It is a transcript of the gene POLR2G, whose product is annotated as RNA polymerase II subunit G. The coding region runs from base 84 to 602 and encodes 172 amino acids. The transcript is spliced from 8 exons. The record is from RefSeq and is a predicted model, not a curated record. Gene Ontology annotation, biological process: positive regulation of translational initiation; transcription initiation at RNA polymerase II promoter; positive regulation of nuclear-transcribed mRNA poly(A) tail shortening. NCBI's taxonomy places the organism in Eukaryota, Metazoa, Chordata, Mammalia, Diprotodontia, Vombatidae. Gene Ontology annotation, molecular function: translation initiation factor binding; single-stranded RNA binding; single-stranded DNA binding. Gene Ontology annotation, cellular component: P-body; RNA polymerase II, core complex.